GAAGAAAAAGCAUUCCAGUAAUGCCUCCAAAACGCAAGUACACACGAAGAGGCAAACAAGCUGAGGAAGAAGAGGAGGAAGUAAAGCCAGCUGUGGAAGAAGAGGCUGCAGUUGUGGAAAGUGCUGCAGAUGACGAAGUAGAAAAAACAGUUGAGGAAGAGGAGAAGACCUCAGCACCUGAGGAGGAAGAGGUAGAUGAGGAAGAACAAGCUCCAGUUGUAGAAGCAAGAGUUCUGAGGAGUGGAGGAAAAAGUGUUUCAGUUUCUCCUCCAAAAAGCAAGCCGGGAAGAAAAGGUAAACAGCCUGAGGAAGUGGAGAAGCUGGAGGAGCCAGAGGAGGAAGAGGCAACUGAGGAGGAAGAAGAGGCACUCGUAGUGGAAGCCAGAGUUCUCAGGAAAGGAAGGAGAUCUGCCCCUACAACUGCCCUUGCUACACCUAAACGCAAAUCCACACGAGCCAGCAAGCAUCCUGAGGAAGAGGAGGAUGUGGAGGCAACGGCUGAACCUGCACCAGAAGCAAUGGAGGAAGAGGUGGGGGAAGAGAAGGAAGCGGAGAUAGUGGAAGAGGAGAAGGUUGAGGAAGCUGCAGCUGAAACUGCACCAGUGGAAGAGGAGAGUGUUGCAGAAGAAAAGGUGGAGAAGUAAAAUCAGUGGAGGGAGAAGGAACAACUCUGGAAGAGGAAAAGGUGGAGGACGAGAAGGAAACUGAGAUAGUGGAAGAAGACGUUGAGGAAGCUGCAGCUGAAACUGCACCAGUGAAAGAAAAUGUGGAGGAGGAAGAAGAAAAGGAAGCAACUGUUGAAA
Messenger RNA from Salvelinus sp. IW2-2015, 803 nucleotides. NCBI's taxonomy places the organism in Eukaryota, Metazoa, Chordata, Actinopteri, Salmoniformes, Salmonidae. The record is from RefSeq and is a predicted model, not a curated record.